UCCAAUUUAACAUCACAUUCUUUUGUUUUGUAUCUUAUCUAGUAUUUAUAAAGAAUAAGUUGAGAAACUUGUGCAUGAGAGUAAAUCAGUUAUUUGAUUUCUGUUCCUUUUAACUUUAUCCCUCUAGGUCCCUCCCUAAAAACAAUAAAAACAUUGAGAUUGGAGGAGGAAUUAGUAGCUAGGAGGGUAAAAUAUGUAGCAACCUUGGCCCAUUCUAUUUUCAUACGCUUCUGACAACUGGUGGUUUUGUAAUAGUAACAGUCCAUACUUGAUCUAGAAGACCCAGAAUUACUAGCUUCCCAUCUUGCCCAAAUAGAUGUCUACUCUGCUAUAUAAAUACCUAGUGGAAACCUUAGCUACCAUGUUUCCACCACUAUAUUUACUGCUUUAUGGUGCCAAAUCAGGAUCAGUACACUACUUUCCAGAACAAAAUCAUUCAUGGCAGUGAAGGAAAGCAACACAAGCCAAAAUAUUCAGCUGCAGCAGCAGCAGCAGCAACAGCAGCAGCAGCAGCAAGAAGCUUGUGAUCCUUGCAAGUCUUUUGGCCAAAAGUGCAGUCACUUGGUCAAGAAGCAGCGUGCCAAAUUCUACAUUCUUCGCCGCUGCAUCGCCAUGCUUUUGUGUUGGCAUGAGCGUGGUGAGACAUAAUAAUACCAAGGCCUGCCACAGUAUCAUCCAUCCCUUUCUCUAUCAUUGUAACAUAAAGAGGGUACUAUAUUACUACUAUGUCACACUGCAAAUUGUUACUUUUUCUAAUAGGAUUAUUAUCGCAUUCUGUGUAAUUACGUCCAGCUAACAUGUGAAAGAGAUUAGAUCUGUUUCAACUUUCGCAACCACUAUUGAGUAGAUCUUCUUUUUCACGUGUCAAGACGCUCUCAAACUUGCACAUAUGUUACAAUGUUGGAGGUUUGGUUAGCUCAUUGGGAGCUUAAGUCGCUAUUCAUCCCCAUCUUUCUCCUUGAGAGUAAUUUGUUUUGUCUUUUUCAGUUUCAAAUGAGGAAAAAAGGGCUUUCACUGGUUGUCGUAAUGAUCCAGGGCAUCGGAUUCAACUGUUGAUUUCUUUGUUUGCAUAGAA
Messenger RNA from Vigna angularis (adzuki bean), 1075 nucleotides. RefSeq names its product small polypeptide DEVIL 16. Gene Ontology annotation, biological process: negative regulation of cell population proliferation. The transcript has a single exon. Lineage: Eukaryota; Viridiplantae; Streptophyta; Magnoliopsida; Fabales; Fabaceae. Bases 439 to 648 code for a protein of 69 amino acids. The record is from RefSeq and is a predicted model, not a curated record.